Molecule: messenger RNA, 1470 nt
Organism: Symbiodinium necroappetens
Lineage: Eukaryota; Dinophyceae; Suessiales; Symbiodiniaceae
Source: the annotation of a GenBank genome assembly
AUGGCGCCCAAGAGUGGGCGCAAGCCCACCACGAUCUCGGCCUGCUUGGCUAGAGCUGGCUUUCCACAGCAGCUGGAGGCCAGAGAAGCCGAACGGACCAUCGCUGAGGUCCGGCGAAUUGCAAGAUCCUGCAAAGCCCCUGUGCUCUCAGAAGAACAGCUUCUGUCCCAGCUUUUGCGGCCUGUCGCAAACCUGCUCUUGGAAUUCGUUCCCAACUUUUCUUCGGCGGCAGCAUCGAGCCGUCUGCAAUUCUGGCGCGAUGCUGCUUCGGUUGCGCUUGGACGCACCAAGGCCGGUGCUGCAUACAAGCAAUGGCUGCAAACGGAUGCCAUCUUGAUAGCUGCAGAGCAUGACUUGCUUACAGAGACACUGGAGCUGCCAGCUGAUAGGAAGCGGCCCUUGCAAGGAGACGCCAAAGGCGAGCCUGAGCCAGCAGCAAAGCGCCUCUGUGGCUCCUCCGGCCCCAGUGACAGAGAUCCGGAGGCCUUACGCCGAAAGCAGGAGAUGGCAAAAACGGUCCGCAGCUGCCAGGAGGAUUUGGAAGCGCUGCGUGCGACGCAGGCCAAAGAUCUUGAGAUCUUCCUGGAAAAGGAGGAGAGGAGCAUGGCGAGCCGUCGAGCUCGGUUUCACCAGACCCAGGCUGACCAAGUGGAUCAGAUGCAACGCCAGAACAUGCAAAUCAUCGCAGAUCUACGUGCGCAGCACUUGAGGGAGCUCUUUUCCCCGUGUUUGUGGAUCAGCUCCGGGGAGGUGCAGCCGUGGCAUGGUUUUUAUACACUGAGCACGGAAGAUUCCACGGACACUUCGCCCGUCUACUGCAAGUACAACUCCAGCACACCGUGUCUCUACGCCGCCAAAGGGGAGUGGUGCUUCAGCAAGAACAGGGCCAACCUCGUGACAAAGACGGGUUGCGGCUUUGUGCGUAGCACAAGCACAGCAGCUGCAGCUCCCAGUGUUUUGCUGGCGACCGGUUGGCGGCAACUUGGGGAGGACAGGAUGUGGUCCUCUAUUGAUCUGAGGAUAGAGGAGGUUACGAAUUCCACGGUGGAGUUUGUCAUCGUGUCCCUUGCUGGGGAUGAGAUCCUGCGGAAGAGCUGCGUUCUCAGCGAGACGGUGCACUACUUGAGAAAGCAGGUGCAAGCAGCACGACAGAGUCACGACAACAUACAGCUGUGCCUUCAGAACACCAGGCUCCGAAAGUCCACGCCACUCGGCUGUCUCAGCCUGAGGCCCGGAGAGACACUACAGGCAGUCUUCGGACUCCGAUCCUGCAUUGCUUGCAAAACGCCGAUCACGGGCCCGCCCUCACGCUGUGGCAGCUGCGCUCGGUGCCACUGUGCUGCUUGCGCCCGCGGCUUAACACGAUGUCGGAUCUGCGGCAAGCGAGUCUGCACCGCAUGCACGGCCUCCACAGCCGGGUGGUUAUUCGCCGGGAUGUGUCCCAGAUGUGCCCGGCCAUGGGGUUUCUAG